Annulohypoxylon maeteangense is the source of this 897-nucleotide messenger RNA. Its product is annotated as PUA-like domain-containing protein. The record is from RefSeq and is a predicted model, not a curated record. The transcript is spliced from 2 exons. Gene Ontology annotation, biological process: protein ubiquitination; negative regulation of gene expression via chromosomal CpG island methylation. Bases 1 to 897 code for a protein of 298 amino acids. Gene Ontology annotation, molecular function: ubiquitin protein ligase activity. Lineage: Eukaryota; Fungi; Ascomycota; Sordariomycetes; Xylariales; Hypoxylaceae.
AUGUCGUCGGCCCAAUUCGCGAUGAAUUUAGACUUCCAACAGAUGUUCUUCCAUUUGCGACCAAGACCUCUCUAUACCCCCGACACAAUGGAACAAUUAGAAAAUACUUACGACAACGGUAACCUAGGAGCCAACGACUUCGCCUAUGAAUUCAAUAUUAAUGCAGCUACCAUGAAUGGAACUAUCGCCGAUGCUACAAACACACGAGAGGAAAUGGUCGAUAUCACAUAUGAGGUGCCGGGUGCUGGAAGCGAAGUGUUAGCGCCAGUGUUCAGAGAGGGCGGAAUAAUGUAUGGAAUCUUGGCCACCCGAAGUCCUAAUGGCCAGAAGUUAUACCAAAUGAACCCCAGUGUCCCCAAGAAACCGGCAAAAGUAUUCGGCGACAACAAUAUCGCAGUAGGUGCCUGGUUCGCCAAUAGAUUGGUGGCACUUCACCGCGGCGCCCAUGGAUUGAAUGUUGGAGGCAUAUGCGGCACUGUUGGUGUCGGUACCUACUCCAUUGUGGUCUCAGCUAAAUAUGCAGAUCUUGACGAGGAUAAUGGAGAUGUCCUUUUCUAUUCUGGCGCGAAUAGCCAUAACAACCUAGAUCCGACGCGACCAGCACCAUCCACUGCGAUGACAAACACUCUCAAGACAUCGUUCCACACCAGAUUUCCAGUCCGCGUCUUGCGAUCAGGCAGAGCAGGUUCGAGAAAUUAUUGGGCGCCCGAGUGCGGUCUCCGGUACGAUGGAUUGUAUCGGGUUGUCGCGUUGCGUUUAUGCGUAAACGCCAGAGGUGGACUUUAUGAACAAUUUGUCCUUCACCGAGACCCGGAUCAAAUCUCUCUAGAGACACUACGCCGUGUUUCACCAACGGUACAAGAGAAGCUUGACCUAGCAGAAUUUAAACGAGAAUAG